Messenger RNA from Cercocebus atys (sooty mangabey), 2340 nucleotides. RefSeq names its product charged multivesicular body protein 1A (gene CHMP1A). Gene Ontology annotation, cellular component: multivesicular body; ESCRT III complex. Lineage: Eukaryota; Metazoa; Chordata; Mammalia; Primates; Cercopithecidae. Gene Ontology annotation, biological process: protein transport; endosome transport via multivesicular body sorting pathway; late endosome to vacuole transport. The coding region runs from base 192 to 782 and encodes 196 amino acids. The transcript has 7 exons. The record is from RefSeq and is a predicted model, not a curated record.
CCGCCCCGCCCCUCUCGCGGGACCGGCCACCAUCCUCUCGCGAGAGCAGCCCGUACGACCGGAAGCGGGGCGGUGACCCCGGAAGUCCCCGCCGGGUGCAGCUUGGUCGGUUCGAUCGCCGCCGGGACCUGACGCCGCCCGGAGUCGGCGUCCCUUCUCUCUCUCCGAGUGCUGCUCCUGUCAUUGUGGCCAUGGACGAUACCCUGUUCCAGUUGAAGUUCACGGCGAAGCAGCUGGAGAAGCUGGCCAAGAAGGCGGAGAAGGACUCCAAGGCAGAGCAGGCCAAAGUGAAGAAGGCCCUUCAGCAGAAAAAUGUAGAGUGUGCCCGUGUGUAUGCCGAGAACGCCAUCCGCAAGAAGAACGAAGGUGUGAACUGGCUUCGGAUGGCGUCCCGCGUAGACGCAGUGGCCUCCAAGGUGCAGACGGCCGUGACCAUGAAGGGGGUGACCAAGAACAUGGCCCAGGUGACCAAAGCUCUGGACAAGGCCCUGAGCACCAUGGACCUACAGAAGGUCUCCUCAGUGAUGGACAGGUUCGAGCAGCAGGUGCAGAACCUGGACGUCCACACGUCGGUGAUGGAGGACUCCAUGAGCUCGGCCACCACGCUGACCACACCGCAGGAGCAGGUGGACAGCCUCAUCAUGCAGAUCGCUGAGGAGAAUGGCCUGGAGGUGCUGGACCAGCUCAGCCAGCUGCCUGAGGGCGCCUCUGCCGUGGGCGAGAGCUCUGUGCGCAGCCAGGAGGACCAGCUGUCACGGAGGUUGGCCGCCUUGAGGAACUAGCCGUGCCCCGCCGCAGUGCACCACCUCUGCCCCGUGGUGUGCUGGAAGGUUCCUGUCCUCUCCCCACCGCGUCUUGCCUUUGUGCUGGCCCUGCGGAGCUGUGACCGGCAGCCACUCUGUGUGUCUCACCUGCCAGGCCUGCGUGGCCUCAGGGUGUUCCUGUUCCUUUAGGUUGGGCGGUGGAUCUGCGUCCUGGUGUUGAGUUUCUGCAAAUUUGUGGGGGUGAUUUCUGUGACUCUGGGCCCACAGCGGGGAGGCCAGGAGGGGCCCUGUGGACUUUUACCCAGCACUGUGGGGGCCUUCAGACUCUGGGGCAGCAGACAUGCUGCUUCCUCAUCAGCCAGAGGGGGUCAGGGCUACCCUGUUGCCAAGCAACUCCCUGAGGCCUCUCCACACCCCCUCAGCGGGCAGGAGGUCCCACCAUGUGCACAGACAUAGCCCAAGGAGGUACCACAGGCCUGUGUGUGCUGGGGGAUGUCAGGUGCCACCCCGCGCCAUCCUGGUGGCAUUUACAAUGACACCCUCCUCCUCCAUGAUUCCAGGAGUGCGGUCUCGGCUGCCCCUACCAGCUGGCUGAGCCCCCUGGCCUCCUGCGCUCCCUCAGUUCCUAAAGCUGCCCAGUCCAUGGGGACAGAACUGUCACCCAGAUCCACAUCCAAGUGUGCCCACCCUGCCGUCUUCAUCCUCACUCAGUUGCUGCCUCUGGAGGUGCCUUUGGCCACGUGGGCUGUGCUGUCUGUCUCCUCGGCAGAGCCCCUCCUCGGGCUGGCGCAGUCUGAGAGGAUGUGUCUGCGGCUCCUCCCGGUGGGCAGCCUGGGUCUCCCAGAGGACCUGUCCUUGGGGCCUCGCUUCGGACGAUGCUGCCUGUGUCGCCUCUGCCGUCUGAAGGACGGGGUGCCUUCCCAGCGUGGAAGCCACAGCAGCUGGUGAAGGGCGCUCAGGAGAGCCGUCUAGCUGGGCUGGGGUUGGGGCUUCUUUGAGGACAACCUGCCAGUGUGGCCCUGGAGAGCUGCCAGCAGCUCUUGGGACAGACUUGCUGGGAGGCUGAGGGGCUUUGGACCUGCUGUCUUUUCCAUUUCCUAGAGUUUACGUCAUUGUCUUGAGGCUUCCAGGAUUUUUUGUUUUUUUGCCAAAGUAGAAAAGGCAGGUGGUGGGCGGCUGGUGGGGAGUGUGGGUCCCCGCCCCCUCAGUCCCGCCCAUCCCUCGCAGCCCACGCGGAGGCCGCAGCGGUGUCGUGGCUGUUACAUGCAGGAACGUGGAGACCCCAACUUUGGCUCACUGCAUUUGGUGUUUUUUUUUCAGAACUUGGGAGCCCCAGGGAGGGGCUGGUGUUGGUAGGUCCUGGAUGUGGUUCCCUCCAGCCUCCCCAAAAUCAACCCUGGCGUUGAGAGAACGUCCUGUCCGUCAUGGGUAACAGCCUUGGGGAGGGCGCAGAGCUCUGCAGAGCCAUGGCCAGGUGGGGGCUGCCUCAGUCCUGUCCUCUUGGGCACUGGGGAGAGGGGCCUGUUCAUCUUUUUCCUAGAAUGCUGUUGUAAAUAAACAAAUGGAUCCCUGGAAA